AGUGUGUUUACAUUUCCACGUGACGGUGCCUGGCUAGUUUGUUAUUUUACUUAACUUCUCUCAGUUCUACAAAUACACAAUCUUUCUCAUUUUAGAGACCAUUGAUACCAAGAUCAAGAUAUCAGUGACAUCUUCAAAGGCUACGAAACAGUUGAGCCUGGAAAAAUGACGGGUGGCUGGGAAAAUAAAGAAUAUGAAAAUUGUGGAGACCCGAAGGAGGAAAGUGGCAAUCAAGUUGACAGUGAAGUAGAUGAUAGUGAUGAUGGUGAAGUAGCUGAAGGUGAUGGUAACAGUGAAUUAGAUGAAGGUGAUGACAGUGAAGAAGAUGGAGUGAAUGAAGAUGAUGAUGAUGAUGAUGGAACCGAAGAAGAUGAAGCUUUAGGCGAAUCUGAUGGUGAUGAGGAUUCUGAAGAUAAAGAUGAAGAAAUGGAGGAAGAGGGUAGGCCAAAGGGAAUGAAAAGCAAACAUAUUGUAUUUGAAGAAGAUGAAGAUUUAAAGAAUCUACUCAUUCCUGACACAUUAGUUAAGAGUAAGACAGUCCAGGAUGAAGAGCCAGAAGAAUCAGAUUCAGAUUCAGCUCCUGAAGAAGCCACCACCACUGUGGCAAAGGAACAGGCUGAUAUGGAAGACUUGAAGAUAAAGAAAGAAAUACAAAGACUCAAACUAAAAGCCAAGGAAGAUAGAAAAAGGAAGCUAGAGAGAAACAAGCUCCAGCAGGCAGAUAAGCGGCGGCGCUUAGAAAAGUUGGAAAUGAAACGAUUACCCGAGAACCUGCUUGAAGCUGUAGUUGCAGAGCAGAAGACUCAAACCAUACAGAAAGCAGCAAUUCAAAAGAAAGAAGGAAAUCAUAAAAAAUUUACUGAUGAUGAUAAUGAUGUUGAUGACCCAGUGGAUGAAAUCAUUGAUGAUGAUUUUUUAUCCUUGGAGCGUGGAGUUAAAGUACGGGCUUUGCAGCAGGAGACCAAAAAAUACGCCUCCAUUGCUGAGAAGGCAGCAGAUUUCAGACAGAAAGCUCUCUAUGGUAAUAAAUAUAAAAGAAUGGCAAGUAAAGAACUGAAUGAAAUGAAGAUAAAGCAAGUGAAAAGCGGGAAGAUUGCUCUAGUCACAAGAAAAUUAAUAUAACUUUGGUUUUUCUGUCUAUCAUCUGUGGCAACAUUGAUAAAAAUUGUACUGUACUAAGUUUUGUUAAAUAUUCUUAUAAAUAUAAA
Molecule: messenger RNA, 1208 nt
Organism: Homarus americanus (American lobster)
Lineage: Eukaryota; Metazoa; Arthropoda; Malacostraca; Decapoda; Nephropidae
Product: stress response protein NST1-like
Exons: 7
Coding region: 166-1122 (318 amino acids)
Source: RefSeq, a predicted model, not a curated record